CUGUCAAACAGCCAUCCUAAGAUGACAAACAGGCGAGCGGACAGAUCGCGAUCAUGAGCUGCUCUCUUCACCCCAUUACAGCCGCGACACGUUCAGCGCGUUUGGCCCGAAUCUGACGGAUCGCCCCGCCGCAACAGCAGCAGCCUCUUAUGGACGCCGAGCGGAGCACAGCCGCUGUGUGCAGCUGAAACAGCAGAGCCCUCCACUCCACACGCAUGGAUUUGCCCACGGGGGAACUUCUUCUCAGCGCCUGAUCGUCUUUUCCCCCGUUUUGUCGCACAUAGCAGCCUCGCCCUAUCUCCCCCAUGAAAAACACUCUCUGGAGCGGUGUGAUGAUGUCGAGCAAAAGCGCGGAAUGGCUGCAGGAUGAGCUGCAGUCCGGCGGCGGCUCGCUGCUGCUGCUCGACUGUCGAUCGCACGAACUCUUCGAGUCCUCGCACAUCGAGUCCGCCAUCAACCUGGCCAUCCCGGGACUCAUGCUGCGGAGGCUGAAGAAGGGCAACUUGCCCAUCCGCUCCAUCAUCCCCAAUAACGAGGACAAGGAGAAGUUCGUCAAGCGCUGUAAAACGGACACGGUGGUGCUGUACGACGAGGCGACGGCGGACUGGCAGGAGAGCGGAGCCGCGGGCUCCGUGCUGGGGCUCCUCAUGCACAAGCUGCGGGACGACGGAUGUAAAGCCUAUUACCUGGAAGGAGGAUUUAACAAGUUUCAGACUGAAUACCCAGAGCACUGCGAGACGAACCUGGACUGCUCCUGUCCGAGCAGCUCUCCGCCCUCGUCUGUUCUGGGUCUCGGUGGACUGCGGAUCAGUUCGGACUGUUCUGACGGAGAGUCGGACCGGGAACCAGGCAGUGCCACGGAGUCCGAGGGCAGCCCGCUGCCCAAUAACCAACCAGCAUUCCCAGUCCAAAUUUUACCCUAUCUUUACCUGGGCUGUGCCAAAGACUCCACCAACUUGGACGUUCUGGGCAAGUACAACAUCAAGUACAUCCUGAACGUAACUCCCAACCUGCCCAACAUGUUUGAACACGAUGGGGAAUUCAAGUACAAGCAAAUUCCCAUCUCUGAUCACUGGAGCCAAAACUUAUCUCAGUUUUUCCCUGAAGCCAUUUCUUUCAUAGAUGAAGCUCGUUCCAAAAAGUGUGGCAUCUUGGUGCACUGCCUAGCAGGCAUCAGUCGCUCGGUCACGGUCACGGUGGCGUACCUGAUGCAGAAGCUCAACCUGUCGCUCAACGACGCCUACGAUUUCGUCAAGCGCAAGAAGUCCAACAUCUCGCCCAACUUCAACUUCAUGGGGCAGCUUUUGGACUUUGAGAGGACACUGGGGCUCAACAGUCCCUGCGACAACCGCUCGCCCAACGACCAGCUCUUCUUCACCACGCCGACCAAUCACAACAUGUUCCAGCUGGACACGCUGGAGUCCACAUGAAGGCCAGCAGAGGAAGCUGGGUGGGAGCAGCCACCCUUUGAAUGUUUAUCUCCCAUCUCCAGGGGAGUUUUUGACCUGGAGGACAGGCCAGCAGCCGUGGCGAAGGGAGGGACGGAGGGUGGUUAAGCACACGGGGCCCCUCUCAAGCCCUCGCAGCUAUUCCGGUGGAUUUUAAUGCAGCUUUUCUUGCCUUUAUGGAACAGACUGUUCUUUUUUUGUCACGGUUUGAUACACGAGAAGAAACGCGAGACUUUUGCACAGCGCUUCGCUCGCAGAGAAGGAAGCUUUGACUGCUGUGCGAUGCCUUCAACCUCCCGUUUCAAAGGGUGCCAACGUACUGCCUGGGAUUUUGCUUUUCUAACCGGAGGAGAAUGUAGGAUUGGAUCGGUUCUCUUCUCCGAGCAAAGACAGAAGUGGCAUCACGGAGGUGCACAACACAUACAUGCAGUCUGUCUGUUUCUAUAUCUUUGUAUAUUUCCUCUCAGAUGAAAUGCGCAGAACCAUGUUGUCCAAAGUAGUGACGGUCUUGGUGACCGAACCGACACAAAAAAACAUUGUGAGCCCUCCCCCUCUUUAUUUUCUCUCUCUCUUUCUCCCUCUCUUUCUUUCUCUCUCUUUCUCUGUCUCUCGCUCUACGUUUGCAAUGACCUAAUGCGUUUUGCACAGUGGUGAAGCCUUUCACUUCUUGGCACUUAAAAGCGGUACUCCAACACACACAGAAAGACACAUUCAGAGGUCCUGCGGCGCUGCCAGUCCUAGGCUGCGACGAGGCCGCGCAGCUGCGUGGGGCGCUCGGGACGACGCGCGCACUUAAAGCUCAUUGUUCCUUAACUGCAAACGACAGAUUGACGUUUGUGUCCUAGCCACGAGUCCCGACUUCCGGGCUCGCUCACCUUCUGGCCUUGGUGAUUCUCAUUACAGUAUGAAUAUAUUGUAUUAGUUUCUACAUAAGAGUAUAUCUAUUCACUCGAUGUAUUUGGGCAUGCGAUCCUCUCGAUGCGUGGCACGUCACUGAAUGUUGAGGACUGUUUUUUUAACUACUCUUGCUGCUCCUUCGCGUGGCGACCGGGGCAGCAAACAGUGUGUAGCGAGGGCGUUCCUGACCGCGGGAACGAGCGACUGGACCCGAGCGGACGAGUGCUUGAGUUAACAGGGUUGCUUUAAGCUGGCCUUAUAUAACCUUUUUAAUUCUUUCCUACUCUGACUGUUCAAUACUCUUUGUAUUUCACUUUAGAAAAUUCGUUGUAUUAAGAAGACGUUUGUUCAUUUUUAAAGAAACCGAUAUGUAGUAAUAAUAAUAGACGACUAAUGGUCUUUAACGGGUCAGUCAAGGUUGUAUUUGUUACUCUGCAAUAUACUCAACAACCCUUUGCAGUAUUUUCUAGAAAAUGGCCUCGGGUUUUUGACUCCUCUACUUUUGAUACUAGAGAUCCACAGAAAUAUAGCUUCGUGAGCUUGAAACGGAGGCAGCUUUUCACCCGGGGUGUCCGAAGUGCAUCUCACGCUGGGUGCUGGGCAUUCGCUCGCGUUUCAUCAGAUUCGAUUUAAACCACGGAUUUCCGUAAUAUACAAUAUAUGUGCUAUAUACUGACUCCUGUGGCCUUUUCAUGUAUUUCAAUAUAUAAAUAUAUUUAUAUAUAUGUAAUAUUCAUCUUGUGCAGAUAUGCAACAGUCGUCCCCUUAAUAUAUCAUCGCGGAUGACUUUUUCUCAUGCUUGAAACGACCCAGUCACAAUAACAACACGGCGCUCUCGCGUCACCCCGGGACAGAAAAGCGCUUCAUUUCACAGCUUCUUUAUUUACUUGUACAUCUUGAUUUCGAGCUGCUUCUUGUGGAGGAAUGUUUGUAUCUGUAACCAUGGGAAAGAGAAAUCGUUAAUGUUUUUCUCUGUUUGUAUAUUGCCAGAACACAGGAACACGGCUUUCUGUGGACAUUUCUUGUAGCUACAUAACGGUUCUGCGAUUAAUAACAGUAAGAAUGAAAGAGAGCGACACACAGGAACUAGAUGAGUGAAUAAGGAAAUGUAUAUCUUACCUCACCGAGGAAUUUUUCAGGGAUUUUUAUUUGACAAUGCGUCGGCAUCGUGUUACAGCUUCAAAUGUCAAAGAGCUGUUUUAUAUGUGCUGUAUACAUUUUUUAAAAGAUACAAUCUAUAUAUGUGUAUAAUACUGGGCUUGGUAACCGGGCAGUUAAAUUUUCUGGUUUAUGAAGGAUAUAAAAUUGUCCCUAUGUAUUGUAUAGUAUAUGAAAACCAAUACAAGACUUGUUUGUACUGCAAAUAAAUAUUGAAUUAUUUUUUUGGUUA
Labeo rohita (rohu) is the source of this 3735-nucleotide messenger RNA. It is a transcript of the gene dusp7, whose product is annotated as dual specificity phosphatase 7. The transcript is spliced from 3 exons. NCBI's taxonomy places the organism in Eukaryota, Metazoa, Chordata, Actinopteri, Cypriniformes, Cyprinidae. The coding region runs from base 306 to 1430 and encodes 374 amino acids. The record is from RefSeq and is a predicted model, not a curated record. Gene Ontology annotation, cellular component: cytoplasm; cytosol. Gene Ontology annotation, molecular function: MAP kinase tyrosine/serine/threonine phosphatase activity; protein tyrosine/threonine phosphatase activity. Gene Ontology annotation, biological process: protein dephosphorylation; negative regulation of MAPK cascade.